AUGUCUUCCGAUCAAGGCACACAAAUUAUUGGUUAUGCUCAGCCUUGGAUUGUUUCUCCUGGAGACCCAGUUGACAUCAAAGUUUCAAGCACCGAAAAGGAAUAUGAUCACCGUCUAGUCCGCCUCGUUCAAGGUUUUAGCGGUGCUCAUGCUCCCCCCGUUGUGAUUGAGGAUAUCACUGAAGUCCCCGUUGGCCACCACGAGGAUGGUUCUUAUCAAGAUGCCUGCGCAGGCUCCUAUGCUCUUAUCCCAUCCUGGGCUGAGGUGGCACCUGCAGCUGGAGAGGGCUUCGAAGUAGAGUUUCACGCACAACCAUACCUGCUUGACGUCGGCUAUUACUGCCAGACUCUCGUAUCUUGCCUCGAUGUAUCUUCUCGAACUGGUUUCGCUGUCGUUUUGAAAAACUCAAAGCUCGAGUUCUUCAUCGGCACAGGAAAGGAAAUCCAGGUUAUCCAGAGCCAGCUUCUUGUGAACCGCUGGCGUUGGCUCAAAAUCACCCUCAAUAUCGUUAACAACACGUUCACCUCGAGCAUCCACCAGUUGAACCGUCUUGCUGAGUCCGCUCCUAAUGGCGAAAAGAUGUCUACUGCCUUGUCGGCACCUCUGGUUUUGGGAUCAAAUUCGUUGAUGUUUGGUGCAAGCAUGUUCAAGGACAUUGAUCAACAGAGCUCUAAGGCAUCAUGCUAUUACAAUGGUCGAAUUGACUCUCCUUCCUUCACCCUGACAAGCUCAUCACCGCGCACGGUCGCAAAGUAUGACUUCUCCAAGGAGAUCUCCAGUGACGGCAUCGUUGAUGUUUCUGGAAACGGUCGCCAUGGUGUUUUGAUCAACGCACCCACACGGGCUGUGAAGGGAUAUAACUGGGAUGGCACUCAGCCCGACUGGACCAAGGCUUCGUACGGAUAUGGAGCCAUUCAUUUCCACGAGGAUGAUCUGGAGGAUGCGAAAUGGUCCACAAACUUCACCAUUACUAUCCCCUCAACAGCUCGCUCCGGUGCAUAUGCCGUUGAAGUCAAGUGCGCUGACGGAACAAGCGACAUGAUCACAUUCUUCGUCCGACCUAAUAAGAAUUCCACGGCAAAAGUGGCCUUGGUUCUCACAACAUUCACAUAUCUCGCGUAUGCCAAUGAGCGCAUGUACGAUGAGACCAAAUCGUCAGCGAUGACAACUCCGGAUGGAGUUACUAUCGGGCCAGGCAACACGUACUAUGAGACUCUGUCCCGGCGACCGGAUUUGGGUCUCUCGGCCUAUGAUGUUCACACGGACGGCUCCCCCAAUGCAUUCUCCAGUGCGCUGCGACCGAUCCUCAAUCUCCGACCGGGAUACGUACACUGGGCCUUGGACCGGCCUCGUGAGUUCAGCGCUGAUCUUCUCAUGGUUAGCUACCUGGAACGUUCGGGAAUUCCUUAUGAUGUUAUCACCGAUCACUGCUUGAGCAUUAGAGGCAAUGAAGCAACCAAGCAAUAUGAAACGCUCAUCACCGGAUGUCACCCUGAAUACCACUCUAUUACUUCUCUGGACGCUUUCAGCUCAUUUGCGAAGUCAGGGGGUAACUUGAUGUACUUGGGCGGCAACGGGUUCUACUGGGUCGCUGAUGUUGUCAGUGAUCGGCCUCAUCGCCUUGAAGUUCGGAAGGGUGAUCAGGGCUGCCGGUCCGUCACAUUCCCUGCCGGAGAACGCAUGCACAGUCUCACCGGAACCCUCGGAGGACUCUGGCGCAGUCGUGGUCGUGCUCCCAACUACCUGUGGGGCAUUGGGCCAUGUGCGUUCGGUACUGGACCCGGAAAGCCUUAUGAUAUCGAUUUGAAAUAUGCACAGGACCCGAAAUAUAACUGGAUCUUCAAAGGCAUCGACGCAACUCAGCCGCUUGGUGAACAUGGCUUUGGUGGCGGUGCCAGCGGCGACGAGAUUGAUCGCCUGGAUUAUGCGCUUGGCACACCUUCCAAUGCGGUAUUACUGGGAAGAAGUCAACAGCAUGAUGAUUCCUUUGGACUGUUCAACGAGGACUCCAUGUUCCCCAUGGUGGAUACUCUCGGUUCCACUUGUGACAUGGUCAGAAGUGACUUGGUAUAUUAUGAAACCUCGGGAGGUGGCGCGGUAUUCUCUGUUGGCAGUAUCAACUGGUUCUGCAGCAUGGCUUGGGAUAAUUUUAAUAGCAAUGUAUUUACGAUGACCGACAACGUGGUGAGAGAGUUUGUGAAAAGAGGAAAGGGUCCGGGUGAGGAGAAGAAGUGA
Molecule: messenger RNA, 2235 nt
Organism: Penicillium vulpinum
Lineage: Eukaryota; Fungi; Ascomycota; Eurotiomycetes; Eurotiales; Aspergillaceae
Product: N,N-dimethylformamidase beta subunit family domain-containing protein
Exons: 2
Coding region: 1-2235 (744 amino acids)
Source: RefSeq, a predicted model, not a curated record